AUGUUGCGCGUGCGGUGCCUGCGCGGAGGCAGCCGAGGGGCCGAAGCCGUGCAUUACAUUGGGUCGAGGUUGGGAAGAGUCGUCACAGGAUGGGUGCAGCGAACUUUCCAGAGCACCCAAACCGCAGCAGCCUCCAAUUCUCUUUGUGCUGCUGCUGCUGCGGAAGCCUCCAAAGUUCCUGAUCCUAGCCCAGAAAAUUGUCCUGUCUGCUCCUACACUGAGUGGGACCCACUGGAAGAAGUCAUUGUGGGGAGAGCCGAAAAUGCCCGUGUUCCUCCUUUUACAGUUGAGGUCAAGGCUAAUACCUAUGAUAAGUAUUGGGAAUUCUAUCAGAAGUACGGAGGGCAGAGUUUUCCUGAGGAUUAUAUCAAGAAAGCAAUCGCUGAGAUUGAAGAAAUGUGCAAUAUUUUGAAGAUGGAAGGAGUGACUGUGAAGAGGCCUGAAGUUCUGAACUGGUCAACCCGAUAUAAAACACCCGAUUUUGAAUCUACUGGCAUGUACGCAGCUAUGCCGAGAGACAUUUUGCUUGUAAUUGGGAACGAAAUCAUCGAAGCACCGAUGGCCUGGCGAGCCCGUUUCUUUGAAUAUAGAGCGUAUCGCCCGGUCAUUAAAGAAUAUUUUCGCCAGGGAGCCAAAUGGACGACAGCACCGAAGCCCACCAUGUCCGAUGAACUUUACGACCAGGAUUACCCCAUCCGCACUGUGGAGGAUCGGCACAAGUUGGCUGCUCAGGGGAAAUUCGUCACCACUGAGUUUGAGCCGUGUUUUGAUGCUGCCGACUUCAUAAGAGCUGGAAGAGAUAUCUUUGUCCAAAGAAGUCAGGUUACAAAUUUCAUGGGCAUUGAGUGGAUGAGGAGACAUCUUGCUCCAGAGUACAGAGUCCAUACUAUUUCUUUCAAAGACCCCAACCCGAUGCACAUCGAUGCUACUUUUAAUAUCAUUGGUCCUGGGGUCGUGCUUUCUAAUCCAGAUCGCCCUUGUAAUGAGAUUGAUCUCUUCAAGAAGGCAGGCUGGACGAUAUGUCACCCACCUCUUCCUCUCAUCCCUGACAACCAUCCGCUGUGGAUGUCUUCAAAAUGGCUUUCCAUGAACGUCCUGAUGCUGGAUGAGAAGCGUGUUAUGGUGGAUGCCAACGAAAUCCCGAUCCAGAAGCUCUUUGAAAGCCUCGGCAUUUCCACCAUCAAAGUGAACAUCCGCCACGCCAACUCUUUGGGAGGAGGGUUUCACUGCUGGACCUGCGACAUACGUCGCCGUGGCACCUUGAAGUCUUAUUUUGAUUAG
Messenger RNA from Protobothrops mucrosquamatus (brown spotted pit viper), 1281 nucleotides. RefSeq names its product glycine amidinotransferase (gene GATM). Gene Ontology annotation, biological process: creatine biosynthetic process. The transcript has 9 exons. Gene Ontology annotation, molecular function: amidinotransferase activity. The record is from RefSeq and is a predicted model, not a curated record. Lineage: Eukaryota; Metazoa; Chordata; Lepidosauria; Squamata; Viperidae. Gene Ontology annotation, cellular component: mitochondrion. Bases 1 to 1281 code for a protein of 426 amino acids.